CCUUGUAGAUAAUAAACAUUCCAGAUUUAUUAUCUUUAUUUGUCAAAUUAUCGGCAGAGCCUCGCAGUUUCUGCUACCUCCGGCUGCAUCCGGGCCGCCCGGCGCUCCAAUCUUUUUCUCUUCGUAAGACCAUAUGCUUUUGGUCAUCGCGUGUUCCACUGCUCUCAGAGGUAUGAACAGUGAAGAGACGGGAACGGAAUCCAGGUAAAAUUCCGUUAAUUAAUGAGAUAGUAGAAGCAAAUUAGAAAGUUAGCUGUCUGGAUUCAAGAUUUCUUAUAUGAAGAAAAAACAGAAGUUCCAAAAACUUUUGAAUUCUGUUGUCAAGUCCCAUGGAGAAAUUGAGGAGGACAGGAAAGAAAUUGAAAAUGAUGUGAAGAAAAUGUUGGAACUGUUUGAGAACAACAGUGAAGAUGUAUCUGAUCGGUCCGACUUCGUUUCUCUUGUAAAUGACAUAAAAAAAAGAUAUCAUGCACUGUAUAGACGACAUGAUGGAAUAAUUGGUACGAUAAAGAACAAAUUUCACCACAGAAAAGGUGAAUCUAGAUCAGGAAAUUCUGAUUCAGGAUCAGAAGAUUCGUCUGAUGAGGAUGAACUAAAUGAAAUUCAAGAACAAAAACCACUAAAGCAAUUAUCUUUAGAGGACUACCAAUCUCUUAAGGAUCAGAUUGAUAGUUUGAGCAAACGAAAUGCUGAACUUGAGGCUCAGACUGCUUCAAUGCAGACAAAGCUAGAAGAAAGUCAACAUCUAGCAGGUGACUUAAUAUUUAGGGAAACAGUCGAUAUGAAAUUGGAAGAUGAACUUCAAGCUGUGAGGAAUAGGCUGAAGCUCUUAGAUUCUGAAAAUGAGUUUCUCAAGACAGAAACUGAAAAAUCAAAAGAGCAAGAAAGUAAGUUGAGCCUUCAGAUAAGUGGCCUACGGGAAGAAAAUGAAGUCUUAACAUCAGAAAAGGAAAAGGUUUCCAGCAUGCUACUUCAAGCUGACAACACAAUUGUAGAGCUGAAAUUUGAACAUGAAAAGAUGACAAAGGAUGCCAGGAAACUAAAAGAAGACAACAGUUUUUUGAAUGAAGAGCUGGAGAAAAAAGCUCAGGAAAUGGUCCACCUGAAUCGGCAAAUAGUGCUGACAAGUGAGGAGCGGGAAAAUUUGAGCGUUGUAGUAACAAAACUUGAAUCAGCUAAUGACAGCCUGCUGUCUGAAAAAGAAAGGUUACUCUUUGAGAAUCAUGAUCUAAAGGCUCAAAUGGAAGCUGCUAUUCAGCAAGUUUCUAAUCAGAAUGAUAAAUUGCUGAUGUUGGAGGGUGAGAAUAAUGGCUUGAAUUCUCAGGUUCUGAAGUUAUCGACCCUUAUGCAUGAGACUAAUGAGACCAUAAAGGAUAUGAAAAUUGAAUCUGAACUUCUGAAAGAGGAUAUCUCAAAGUUACAUAAUACAAUUAAUGACCUAAAUCAUCAGCUGAAAGUCAAAGAGGGUCAAAAUUAUGCAAUGACAUUGGAAUAUUUAGAAUCUAGGAAGUUAGUGGAGCAGGCAGUGGAGAGAAUUACGACUCUAUCUGUGGAAGCAGAAAUGGUGAAGAAUGAAAAUUCUGUGUUUUUGACUGAUCUCGAAAACCUAAAGCUAGAGCUGGAAGGUAAUAACCAGGAGCUAUCGAAACAUAAACAAUCCUCAAAAGCAACAGAAUCUAAAAUGAAUUCUCUGAGAGAAGAAAACACACUGUUGUUGAGUUGGCAUGACGAUCUAAAGCUGGAGCUGGAACGUAAUAAUCAGGAACUGCCAAAAAUAAAACAGGCCUUCGAAGCAACAGAAUAUGAUAGGAAUUCACUAAUGGAACAAAAAACAUCUCUUUUGAGCAAGAUAAAUGAGGAUGGGUUGGUCAUUGAUAGUCUCAAAGCUCAGAUAGAAGAGUUAGAAAGUGAAAAACUUCAGUUGCAACAGAAAAUCAACGAUCUGGAACUUGAAAUCCAAUCCGCCAAUCUCUACUUCAGUGAUGUCAAAAAUGCCCUCAUUGCUGCUGAAGAAGAGAAAAGGACACUGGCCUCAGAAAAUUCAGUAGUUAAAAGCAAGCUACAAAAAGCAGAGUUUACGAAUGAGAUAUUACAAAAUAAGUUGGAAGACUUGAAUCAGAAGAACUCUCUCCUUCUGAGCAAGAUAGAGGAGGCUGAGAAGGAUAUGAUUGUUGAGUCCGGACAUCUCAAGAAGGAUAUCUCAAAGUUACAAGAUAAAAUUACUGAUCUCAAUCACCAGUUGAAAGUCAAAAGUGAUGAAAAUUAUGCAAUGACAUUGGAAUUUUCAGAAUCUAAGAGGAUGAUCCAGCAGGCAGAGAAAAAAAUUAUGGUUCUAUCGGUAGAAGCUGAAAGAGUAAAGAGUGAAAACUCCAUACUUUUGGCUGGACAUGAAAAUCUAAAGUUAGAGCUGGAAGGUAAUAACAAGAAAUUGUACAAACAUGAACAGGACUUAACAGCAACAGAAUCUGAAAUGAAUUCACUAAGAGAAGAAAUAUCCUUUUUGUUGUCUGGGCAUGAAAAUAUGAAGGUGGAGUUGGGAAGUAAUAAACGGGAACUAUCAAAACUGAAAGAAGCCUUGGAAGUAACAGAGUUUCAAAGAAAUUCACUAAUUGAAGAAAAAUCAGCUCUUUUAAAUAAGAUAUAUGAGGAUGGCUUGGUCAUUGAUGGUCUUAAAUCUCAUAUAGAGGAGGUUGAAUUUGAAAAAUCUGACUUGCAGCUGAAAAGCAGUGAUCUCGACCUCAAAAUUCAAUCUGCCAAUCUCCAAUUCACUGAUUUGAAAAAUGCCCUUGCGGUUGCUGAAGAAGAGAAAAAGGCAUUAGUGUCAGAAAAAUUAAUUGGUGAAAGCAAGUUACAAGAAGCAGAGUUUAUUGAAAAGAGGUUACAGAGUGAGGUGGCUGGAUUGAUUGAAAAGAACUCUACCCUCCUGAACAAGUUAGAAGAAGCUGAGAAGAAUAUCUUAAUUGAGUCUAGAUGUAUGAAAGAGAAUAUCUCAAAAUUGCAUGAUACAGUCGCUGAGUUAAAUCACCAGCUGAAAGUUAAAGAUGAUGAAAAUUAUGCAUUGGCAUUAGAUUCUUCAGAAUCUAAGAAGGUGAUCGAGCAGUCAGAGGAAAGACUUAGGAUUCUUUCAGUUGAAGCAGAAAAAAUAUUAAGUGAGAAAUUUAUGCUUUUGACCGAAGGUGAAAAUCUAAAGCUAGUGCUGCUAAAUAAUAACCAAGAACUGUCAAAACACAAACAAACCUUGGAAGCUAUGGAAUUUGAAAUUAAUUCAAUGAAAGAAGAAAACAGUCUGCUGUUGUCUGGACAUGAAAGUCUGAAGCUAGAUCUGGAUGAUAAUAAACAGGAACUUUCAAAGCUAAAACAGGCCUUGGAAGCAACUGAAUUUGAAAGAAAUUCAUUAGUUGAAGAAAACUCAUCUCUUCUGACCAAGGUAAAUGAGGUUGUAACGGCUAUUGAUGCUCUCAAAGCUCGCAUAGAAGAGGUAGAAAGUGAAAAAUGUCAGUUGCAGCAGAAAAUUCGUUAUCUAGAAAUUGAAAUGAAAUCUGCUGAUCUCCAAUACACUAAUGUGACAAAUGCACUGGUGGCUGCUGAAGAAGAGAAAAAGGCAUUGGUCUCAAAAAUUUCGCAAGUUGAACACAAGUUACAUGAAGCAAAUUUUAUGAAUAAGAGAUUACAGACCGAAUUGGAAGAAUUAAAUCAGAAAAACUCUAUCCUCCUGAGCAAGAUAGAGGAUGCUGAGAAGGCGACAAAUGAUUUCAAGUUUGAAAGGGAUGGUCUGAUAUCUGAUAACGCACAAUUGGAGAUUAAGGUAAAUAAAUUGAUCACGGCACUGGAUGCAGUAAAUAUUCAGCUGAAUCAUUUAGGAAAACUCAUUCUUUCUUUUAAUGAUGAGAAGACAAAGUUCAAAUCAGAAAUUUCAGUUUUUACGGGCAAAUUACUGCUGGCAGAGGCUGACAAUGAAAAACUAGAAAGCGAUAAAACCCAGUUAAGAGAGGAAAAAAAGGCUUUCCAGCUCAAUCAAGAAGGACAGCAAAACAAGAUUACUGAUCUUUGCAAAAAAUUGGUAGAUACAUCGAGUGAAAUACAAGAUCUGAAGGAUAAGUUUGAACCAGCCCAGGAGGAAGCUUUACAUGAAAUUCAAACUUGGAGUGAUACUUUCAAAGGGGAUCUCCUAGAGAUGUUCGCCAAGAAAGGUGAUUUAGAUCAAGAACUAAAAGAACUGGCUGAAAUAUCUUCAGAGAUUUUAUUGUCGCUGAAAAAGAUGGAAGAUAUACUAAGGAGUAAAAUUUCAGAUCAGGAAACUUUCCACAAAAGCUAUGAACAAUUGCUUACCAAACACAAGCAGCUGGAAGAUUGCUAUUACGAGUCUUGUGCAAAGCUGGACACCGCGGAGAAGAAAUUUGAGCAAAUUGAAAUGAAAGAGGAGAUCAUCCAGCGAUUGGAGAGAAUAUGUGCAGAGCAGAAAAAUGAUAUCAAUAAGUUGGUUGAAAACCACAGGGGGAAAGUAGCUGCUGAGAAAGAGAUCCAAAGGCUUGAAGUCCAGCUUCGCUUGUCAAAACAGAAACUUAAGAUCACUGAAACUGAAUACAAGGACAAGGAAGAGAACUGCAAUAAGCUGGUUGCAGAAUUGCAAGCAGAGCUUAGGUUACUUAACAGAUAUGUUUUGAUAUGGUCAAGAAAUUCUACUGAGUUAAAUAAUGAGUUCAAGCAAAUGAAACUGUCACUAGAAGCUCGUAUGGGAACUUUGUUUAAUGAGCUUCAUGAAGUGGAAUCAAUUUCACAGGAGAACUUGGGACUGAUUAAAAAACGUCUGGCUGAAUGCCUAGUUGAGCUACAGAACUUAAAGACAUCGCUAAAAAUAGUGAUACUUGAGAAGAAAAAGCUCGAAAAUGAGAAUCAUGAUUUAACAGUGGGGCUGACCUACAAGGAAGGAAUCAUAUUGAAGUUGAAGGAUGAAACAAGUCAAAAUUUAGCCCAUUUGGCUGAGAAAGAUAAAGAGCUAAGGGUCCUGGAACGUAGGGUUGCCGACUCAGAAAAGAAUCUGAAAGAGAAAGAAAGGUUGGUUCUAGACAAAGAUGAGGAGAAAAGAGAGGCCAUUCGACAACUUUGUUUGGUGAUAGAGUACCAUUGGGAAAAUCGCAACUAUCUAGUUAGCUAUCUGUCCUCAGUGCUUCGGAACAGGGGAGCUUGAUGAAAAAAAUGCUAUUUAUUCCCAAUGCUGAUCGAUAUGAUUUUCAUCAUGUUGGCAUCUCUUUCCCAGCAUAGAUUUUGCUUUGACUGAUGAUAUUUGUAUACGUUCUUUUUGUACCUGCAGUGGAAACCAGUAUACGUAGAAAAAA
Molecule: messenger RNA, 5336 nt
Organism: Phalaenopsis equestris
Lineage: Eukaryota; Viridiplantae; Streptophyta; Magnoliopsida; Asparagales; Orchidaceae
Product: putative leucine-rich repeat-containing protein DDB_G0290503
Source: RefSeq, a predicted model, not a curated record